Messenger RNA from Neogale vison (American mink), 2199 nucleotides. It is a transcript of the gene LNP1, whose product is annotated as leukemia NUP98 fusion partner 1. The transcript has 6 exons. Bases 1251 to 1871 code for a protein of 206 amino acids. The record is from RefSeq and is a predicted model, not a curated record. NCBI's taxonomy places the organism in Eukaryota, Metazoa, Chordata, Mammalia, Carnivora, Mustelidae.
CGCUUCUCAGACCUUUGGGGCCGGUAGUUUGCUUAUGAAGUCCUGGAAACCAACGGAUUAAAAGGACCGUUAAAGGUGUGUGAAGGAAGAACUCAGCUAGAGCUAGUCCGUUGUAUCAUCGAUUUCCUUAUUUCUACCGUGGCCGGACUGUAGUAUGGAGGAAUUUGAGAUUGCUGGGGGCAACGGCAGAUGGUAGAAAUCACACAGGGUGGAAACGGGCAAAUCUAAGUUGGCUUCCGCCAAAACGGCUUGAACAGAGUCCCCGCGGUUCACCGUCUGCACCAGUUACGAAAGCGAUGACGUCUGUGUGUUGUUAAUGAAGUUCUUGAACUGAGUGGGUAGAAAUGCGAAGACCCAGAGGUCCCACCUGCUUUCAGCUUUCCUGUACAUAUUUGUGCCUUGUGCUGGAUUUUUCCUGACAUCCCAGCCCACGUCUCGAUCCCUGGAUCACCCGCGCCCUCCGCAGUGCUCUGAUCCGCCCACCGCCUUGCGAGUUUUGCAUUAGCUGUCUUCAGCCUUCUUGCUUCAUUCCCAAAACGAAAGUUCAAUUCAUAGCUAUCAUAUAUCGAGUAGCUUUUUGUCAAGUCCUUUCCCCAUGCUCUGCACCAGACGUCUUAAAAUACAAGAAUUUCCCUUGCAAGGAAUUGUUCGGAUUUCAUAGUAUUUUCAGUAAGAAAAGACUAGUAUUAAUAGAGAAUGAAUCCAGAGCUGUGGCUCCGCUUAUCAAGUAUACUGGUCUGCAGCCCCUUAUAUUAAAAAUUUACAAAGGUUCAUUUUGCUUUUGGGCGCAACAGGAUUUUCAGCAUCACAGUAGAACUACAUAAUAACUGAAAGAUAGUUUAUUUUAAAUAGUUUAUUAAAAAUAGUUUGUUUAAAAUAAAAAUUUAUUUAUUUAAAGUAGACAUUAAAUUAGAAUGGCCCAAUUCGAAGGUUUCGGUAUCGUUGCUUUUUUUUCUGCUUCAUGUAGGUUCCUAUUAGUAAACUGCUUUCAGGUAAUAGGGUUCCUCAGCAACAGACUCAAAAGGAUUACAGUCUCCUGAAGCAGGGAAUGUGAAAGAGGACAUUGAAAAGCCACUUCAUUUAUACACAGCCGAAGGAUUACUUUCACUGAUUACCAGAGCAUCCGUGAUGUCUGACUUUAUGAGAACAUGAGCUCUACAAGCUUCCUACCCUCUGAGAGAAGUUUUUACUAGGUGCUGUUUAUGUGGUACCCUGCUAUGUACUGAAUGUUGUGAUUCUGCAAAAUUCAUAUGUUGAAGCCUAAUCCCCAAUAUGAUGUUUGGAGGUGGAGUCUUUGGGUGGGACAGGCCUUCGACAACUUAAAUCACCUACACAUGGAGCACAAAGAUGAUGACGACGAUGAUGUGUCUUUUGCCAAAUGGAUGAGCAGCUUCUGGGGUCACAGCUGGAUAGAAGAGAACGAGAGAGGACUCCGGGACCAUCAUGGACCACAAGAUGCCACUCACAGGAAAACCUCCCUGCCCUGCCCAUUUCCUGUGCUUCCCAGAAUCACAUCGUCUGACAGCCAUCCCAGAAGACAUUCUCAUGAGGACCAGGGAUUUCAAUGCCAUACCCGCAUGCUGGAUUACAGAAAAUGCUCAGCAGAUGAGUCAUUCAAGGAGGCCCUGGAAUCAAAAGGAAGAUCUCAUUCCAAAAUUCAAGCAUUUUCAGAGUCCUUUGAACAGAAACUGUGCUUUAGAACCAAACGCUCCGUCUCUUUGGGGCCUGAGAGCAAGAAGGAGAGGAGAGAAAGGGAAUGCCUGAGGAUGGAGAUAAAAUCUCGAAAGAAAGUGGAGGAAAGAAGGAACUCUAGGAAGGAAGAACACAGAGAAGCACACAUGCCCCCCUUGGUUGAAAGAGAGUCCAAAUAGUGUUUCCAUAUCAUACCUCCAGAUGCCAGGUUUUGGUGGCACUUGUGAAGGAGUGUCCGGAAAUGCUGAGUGACUGCAGUGGUCCAUCGGUGCAGGGCUCCCCAAGAUGACUCGCACCUGACUCCCACUGCUUCUGAUGUCUUAGUUCGAGAGUGUGAUCUGCUAUGUGGUCCUUUUAUGGGAAUAAAGAAAAUAAAAUGUAUUUUAAUAGAAGAAGUGAUUCUUAAAUAUGUAAAGAAAGAUAUUUAAAGAGCCACCAACGCAUCUUCACUAACUCUUCUUUUGCAUCAACCUUGCAAAUAAGUUUAAAUAAAAGUCAUUGAUGUGA